Ambispora gerdemannii is the source of this 3892-nucleotide messenger RNA. NCBI's taxonomy places the organism in Eukaryota, Fungi, Glomeromycota, Glomeromycetes, Archaeosporales, Ambisporaceae. The record is from the annotation of a GenBank genome assembly.
AUGAAACGUGCUCCGGGCAGCACCACAGCAAAGAAACCGCGCGUGACUAAAAAGCCUCGUACUACGGAGGUCACUGAGGAAGAACCGCCAAAAAUAACGGAGAUUAUUGACGCGGAAAAUGUUUCCGAUGGCGAAGUGCCUGUAAAAUCUAGAGCUAAAAAAGCCACAUCAAAAGCUACUAAAGCGUCAACUACCACCAAAAGAGCAGUUGCAAAACCUCGAAAAACUACUACUAAGAAAACUGCUGCAGCUACCACUGGAAGAGGAAGGAAAAAGCAGGUGGAAGAACAAAUUACAAAUGAAAAUGAAUUCGUUGAAGACAUUGAAGACACGGAAAUGGAAGAGGCAUCUGCACAUAAGGAAGUUCAAUCCGAGGGAGAAGAGCAUGCGUUUCAUCAGAAUAAGGCUAUUGAAGAUAUUUAUCAGAAAAAGACACAAUUGGAACAUAUCUUGUUGCGUCCUGACUCUUAUAUAGGUUCUGUGGAGGCUACUACUCAAUCUUUGUGGAUCUUUGACUCUGAAACGAGUAAGCUCGAGUAUAAAGAUGUCACGUAUGUGCCUGGCUUCUAUAAAAUCAUCGAUGAGCUCCUUGUUAAUGCUGCCGAUAAUAAGGCUCGAGACCCAAAGAUGAAUACUAUAAAGAUGGAUGUAGAUCGAGAAAAUAAUACGAUAUCCAUUUACAACAAUGGUUGUGGGAUUCCGAUCGAAAUUCACAAAGGUGAAAAGAUGUACGUCCCAGAACUAAUUUUUGGUCAUUUGCUGACAUCCUCCAAUUACGAUGAUAAUGAGCAAAAAACAACUGGUGGAAGAAACGGAUUUGGCGCCAAACUCGCAAACAUUUACAGUACCGAAUUCAUCGUCGAGACCGGCGACAAAAACACCAAAAAGAAAUAUCGACAAGUGUUUCGCAAGAACAUGAGCGUGAUAGAACCACCUGAAAUCACUAGUCUGAAAUGCGAGGAAUUCACGCGAAUCACAUUUAAGCCCGAUCUCGAAAAAUUCAAACUGACAGAGAUCGAUGACGAUUUUGAGGCUUUGUUGAAGAAGCGCGCGUAUGAUAUGGCUGGAAUUCUGCCCAAAGUCAAAGUCGUUUUUAAUAAUGAGACGAUAAGCAUCAAAAAUUUCAAGGAAUAUAUCCAACUGUAUCUUGACGCGCACACCGACGAAGGUGAAGAAGUCAAGCUCAUCUACGAAGCACCGAAUGAGCGAUGGGAAAUUGGUUUCGCGCCAAGUGAUGGUCAAUUUAAACAAGUCAGCUUUGUUAACAGUAUUUGCACUUCAAAAGGCGGCUCGCAUGUGGAGUACCUUGUUAAUCAAAUAGUCACCAAAUUAUCUGAAUUCAUCAAAAAGAAAACUAAAAAAAAAGAAGCUAUCAAAAAGCAAUUUAUAAAAUCGAAUCUUUGGGUUUUUGUCAAUUGUAAAAUUGUCAAUCCUUCCUUUGAUUCACAAACAAAAGAAACUCUGACCACGGGUCAACAUCAUUUCGGUUCAACUUGCGAAAUCAGUGAUACUUUCAUGAAAAAAAUUAUUAAUUCCAAGGUAAUCGACAAUAUCACUUCACUUUUAUCACGUAAAGACGAAGAGGCGCUUAAGAAAACCGACGGACGUAAAAAAUCAAAGCUUAACAUACCAAAGCUUGACGAUGCCAAUGAUGCCGGAACAGCCAACGGAAAAUUCUGUACUCUUAUUUUGACCGAAGGUGAUUCCGCAAAGACAAUCGUCACCCAGGGUAUUUCAGUAAUCGGAAGUGAUCGAUAUGGCGUGUUCCCUCUUCGUGGAAAAUUGUUAAAUGUUCGUGAAGCUCCUUCGACCUCUGUCAUAAGAAAUGUAGAGAUUACCAACAUUAAACAGAUUCUUGGCCUUCAAAGCGGCACAAAAUAUGACUCGGUAGAUAAAUUACGAUAUGGUUCAUUGAUGAUUAUGACUGAUCAGGGGUUGGGAACAAACACGAAACAAGAUGCACAAACCUACUUUGGGGAUUUGGAGCGUCAUCGAAAGCCGUUUGAACCUAUUCAAGAUCGAGAAAGAAAUUUGAUGGAUAUGGCUUUCAACAAGAAAAAAGCGGAUGCACGUAAAGAAUGGCUGAGUCAAUUUAGGCCUGGAACUUACAUCGAUCAUAGCAACGACACGAUUUCGAUCGAGAAUUUCGUGAAUCAAGAAUUAAUUCUCUAUAGUAUGGCUGAUAAUAUUCGGUCGAUUCCCUCCGUUGUUGAUGGUUUAAAGCCUGGUCAGCGCAAAGUUUUGUACGGUUGUUUUAAGAGAAAUCUCAAAGGCGAAAUUAAGGUCGCACAAUUAGCCGGUUACGUAGCUGAACAUUCCGCAUAUCAUCACGGCGAGAUAAGUCUUGUCUCAACGAUAGUUAAUUUGGCCCAGGAUUUUGUCGGAUCUAAUAACCUCAAUUUAUUAUUACCAAAGGGUGCUUUUGGCUCGAGACUUAUGGGCGGUAAAGAUGCAGCGCAGGCUCGUUAUAUUUUCACACAACCUUCGAAAUUACUUAAGAUUCUGUUCCAUCCUACCGAUAAUAAUCUCGUAAAAUAUUUGAACGAUGAUGGACAAAACAUUGAACCCGAAUGGUAUAUUCCUAUUUUGCCAAUGGUUCUUGUUAAUGGUUGCAGUGGUAUCGGAACAGGAUGGAGUUCCGACAUCCCCAAUCAUAAUCCUCGAGAUAUAGUUGAUAAUAUUAGAAGAUUAAUGAAUAAAGAAGAGAUGGUUCCAAUGCACCCGUGGUAUCGUGGAUUCAAGGGUGAAAUCGUGAAAGAAAACGAAACAAGAUACAAAGUUCAUGGUAUCAUCAACAAAAUCGACGACACAACGGUCGAGAUACUGGAAUUACCGAUUGGUGUUUGGACUACAAGUUUUAAAGAGAGUUUGAGUAAGAUGUGUGAUGAUGGGCUCAUCAGAGAUUACAAAAGCUACCAUAGUAGUGAGACUGUGCGCAUCAUCGUGACUUUUCUACCUGAGAAUAUGCAAAAAGCCGAGGCAGAAGGUCUCGAGAAUACAUUCAAGCUCAUUAAAUCAAUAACUACCUCGAACAUGGAAUACUUGAUCAGAGAUCUUGAAGAACAAUGUGCUCGACUGGAGAACAAGUAUCGUUUCGUCAAUAUGAUAAUCAACGAACAGCUUGAAAUCAAAAAUAAAAAGCACGCAGUGGUGGUCGCAUUACUAGAAGAGCACAAAUUUAAGCGAUUCGACACCACUCAAAAAAACGAUGAAGAAAACGAAGAAGAGAAUAAUAACGGUCACGGCUACGAUUACCUGUUAACUAUGCCUAUUCGAAGUAUCACAUAUGAGAGGGCAAGUAGUUGUCGUUCUCGUUCUUUGAAUUUUAUUUGUUAUUUGGGAAAUUUUUAUGGGCUUUCUGCUAAAGAUUUGUGGAAUAACGAUUUGGAGGCAUUCUUGAUCGAGUGGGAUAAAUUUGUCGAGGAAAAAGAAGCAGAAGUCAAAUCCGAGCCUUUAAUAUCCAACUCGAACUCGAAAGCUAAAAACCGAAAAACAAAGGCUUCAUCCUCUAAAACUACUACCACUACAAAACCCGCAACGAAUCAAAAAGGGAAAGAAAAGGCUGUGGAACUGCUGCCAGAACCAGCCCCUAAAGCAUCACGCAAAGGAAAGGAGCAAACCAUGGAUCCUCCAAAAAAUAAAACACGUACUACGAAAAAGAAUCUAAAAGAAGAAUCUGAUGAUGACGACUUUACAUUAAAAAAACCCGCACGGAAAAAUAGUUCACGUCGAACAAUUGUCAUCUCCGAUGAAGAAGACGAGGAGGCCAACGAAGAAACAACCGACAAUGGAAAUAAAGACACGGAUCAUGUCUCGUCAGCUCGAAAGAAUCUUCGUCAACGUACUCAACCUAAAAAUUCAUCUGAAGAUAAAGAUGAUACUGCUGAAGCAA